CUAGAUUGUAAAAGUCUAAUAUAUCCACUAAUUAUUUUUGCUUGCCGACCUCUAAUCCACAACUUUUUGUUUUUCCAUUUCCACUGAUUUUCAACAUUCCACCGGGUGUUACCAACAGUAACAUACAUACAGUGAAUUUUUUCAACACUCCACCGCAUGUUACCAAUAGUAGCAAAACCCUCGACAAAAAUUUGUACCGACUAUAAAUAUUCAACUCCAACUCUUUCCUCUCCACACACUCAAAUAUCUCUCCAACACUAAAAUAAUUGUACCGACUCUCUCUCUCUCUCUCUCCGUAACAAAAAAAUCACCAAUGGCAAAACAAUAUCUCUUUGUACUCCUCUCAAUCUCCUAUCUCUUAUCACUGGAGCUCACGGCGGCCACCGCAGCCUCACAGACCGGAGCUUCCAAAAAAGCCAUAAACUUCAUCCAAUCUUCUUGCAAAACCACCACAUACCCUGCCUUAUGUGUCCACUCACUCUCCGUCUACGCAAACGACAUCCAAACAAGCCCUAAACGUUUAGCUGAGACCGCUAUAGCCGUGACACUAAGCCGAGCCCAAUCCACGAAGCUCUUCGUCUCGCGUCUAACACGUAUGAAGGGUCUUAAGAAGCGCGAGGUCGAAGCCAUCAAAGAUUGCGUCGAGGAGAUGAACGAUACCGUUGACCGUUUGACCAAAUCUGUUCAAGAACUGAAGUUGUGUGGGAGUGCCAAAGAUCAAGACCAGUUUGCGUACCACAUGAGUAAUGCUCAGACUUGGACUAGUGCGGCUUUGACUGACGAGAACACUUGCUCCGAUGGGUUCUCGGGUCGGGUUAUGGAUGGGAGGAUCAAGAACUCGGUUCGGGCUAGAAUCAUGAACGUGGGACAUGAAACCAGCAACGCUUUGUCCUUGAUUAAUGCCUUUGCUAAAACUUACUAAUUUAAAACUAUAUUUUGUCCUGUAAAAUAUAUAUAUAGAUAAAUGUAAUGUCUUGCUAAGAGUUUGAUGUGAUAUAUUUUUUUCGAUUUUGGUAGUUUCUUUUUGUUUUGUAACGUGGUUUAUAAUAGUAUAAUGUGUAUUUUGAGCUAUAAAGUUGUUUUUAAGAUUGGAUAAAUUGCCCCCAACAAAUGGUAGCUAGUAGACUGAUACAGUCAUUUUCCUUAAAGGGUAAUUGAUUAAAGUUUGGACUAGUUGGCAGAUAUGUUUGACAAUUCUCUUUCACACCAAUUUUGGUUUCCUUGUCGCAAGUUG
This is a messenger RNA of Arabidopsis thaliana (thale cress), 1234 nucleotides long. RefSeq names its product Plant invertase/pectin methylesterase inhibitor superfamily protein. The transcript has a single exon. NCBI's taxonomy places the organism in Eukaryota, Viridiplantae, Streptophyta, Magnoliopsida, Brassicales, Brassicaceae. The record is from RefSeq and is marked reviewed. Gene Ontology annotation, cellular component: apoplast. Gene Ontology annotation, molecular function: pectinesterase inhibitor activity; enzyme inhibitor activity. Bases 314 to 922 code for a protein of 202 amino acids.